Molecule: messenger RNA, 3557 nt
Organism: Frankliniella occidentalis (western flower thrips)
Lineage: Eukaryota; Metazoa; Arthropoda; Insecta; Thysanoptera; Thripidae
Exons: 3
Coding region: 16-462 (148 amino acids)
Source: RefSeq, a predicted model, not a curated record
GAACGUGUACAUUACAUGUCAUCCGAAUUACUUUUUAUGCUCGAACGACUUUGGUGUAACGAGCGCGACCUGCCCGGGUUCCAGCUGCGCGACCCUGGCUGCGAGUACCUGGCGGAGAAGGGGCAGCUGCGCGUGCAGGUGGAGUGGGAGGAGAGCCACCUGCUGUUCCAGGCCACCUACCACAAGUACGACGACGUCAGCAGAGUGCACAACAUCCAGAUGAGGCGCGAGAUCGUGGCGCUCCAGGCCGAGAACUACUCGCUCGAGCGGCAGCUCUUCAGCUACCAGAAGUCGAUCGCCUACGCGCACUCCACCCGGAACACGUACAGCGACGACGGCGCCACGCCCGACGGCCGCGAGCGCGACAUCGAGGACGACGAGGACGGCGAGGGGCCCUACUGCGACGAGCGCGCCUACUCGCUCGGGGACCGUUCGCUGUCGACGGACACGGAGUACGCCUGAGAUCUGGCGCCCGCCUCCUGGGGGCAAGGGGGAGCCCCCCUGGGGGGCGGGACAGGAGGCGGGCUGGGGGGCGGCGGCAGCCCCCACCGGUCGCCGGCAGCGGGCGUGGUCCCGGGGGCGGUGCACAACCACCACCGACAGCACCGCCGCUCCGCGGACUCGACGAACAGCGACCAGGGACGGCCCAAGGUAUGGGAGCGGACCGAGCUCGGCGGCGUUCGUCUAACGAGGGAUCGAGCUACGUGAUUCACCCUGGGGCUGUGGGUGGUGCCUUUGUCAUGACCGUCUGAUCGCGGAGGAAAUAUGUCGCGGGUGUGUCCGCACUGUGUUGACGGAACUCUCCUCCACGAUUAAACGUGAUCGUGAUUGCAAUACCGCACCCCCCGGAAACCACACCGCUCGAGCAUCCCUUAUUUCCAUCAUUUUGUCUUUUACUUAACAUCUUGUCACAGGCUUUCAAGUUUUGACAGUCUACUCACAUUUUUGAGGGUUUCUUGGGAACGGCUGGCUCUUCUGGUUCAUAUUUCGCACUUUCUGCUUGGGAGUGCGAGCAACAUAUUCAGGGCACUGUCCACUUCUCAAAGUCCCGAGCUGUUUAGCAGUUUUAAAUCUUCCCUUUCUGCCUGCAAAGGAGAACAUUUUCUUUUUCAAUCGAGAAAAAAUGAUUUUUUUCCCCUGUACGUCCCACAAUUCUAAGCGUGGUAUUAGUAUGUAGUUUCUCUCUUCUAUUUCCCGUUACUGCUGUACUCUCUUUCCGGCAAAAUACCUUUAUUAUCUUCCGCUCCGCCUUCAGUUUCACGUCAGUCUCUCCCUGACUUACCUCGGCAUGUUCGGUGUAUCGCCACACCCUUCAAGUUCGAUACACCGACGUGACUUGAGAGUUUGGACGGCGGGCUUGGCCUGCAACAGGGGACUGAGCUUUCUCUUUCACGCGCCCUUCUUCCGUCUGUCUUCUUUGGAUGUCUUUUGCCUGCUUAGGACGGGGAGCCAAGCUUGUGGAGUCACCAACGGAAUCCAAUCUAAUUCACUCCAACUUGGCAGAAUGCUUGGACAAAGGAUUUGCAUGUCCCAGCACCCGAGCACACUUGCUGUGACACCCGCUCAGUCCGGCCAAGCCAGCAGAGGGUGGGAUGUAUGUCCGUUUCUUGGGGAGCGGACGACGCCCUCCCCUCUGCCCGACUUGGCCGGGUCGGGUCUUCGUAGCGCACUCCCCCACCCCACUCUCCUCUCCAUGCCUCUGACCGGAGCGACUUGCUGUUGGUUGUAGCGCCCAGACCUUUGGGAACAGUCUGAUACCGAGGACGAACAGGGCAAACGUCGCCACCUCUUCGAUAAGACCCUAACGAACCCGCGGGUGAACCCACGGGGGAGGGGCAGACACGGUACGAAACUAAAUGUGUUCAAUGCACGGCAGAUCUGCCCGGUCAGUCUAUUGGUCAAACAAAACAGUUUCUCUCCUUUUUAGCCGUUGAUGUAAAAUUUAAUUAUGUACAUUGUGCUUCUUUAAUCUCUUUUAUUCUUAUGAACACGAUUGACCGGGCAGGUCCAGUGCAGAUUUAGCCUUCUUGAAAAUGUAAUUCUUGUACAUUUCGUAUCGUGGGUGGUCCUGAAUGCACCAAGGACGCCUCAUUUUAGUAUUUGUUACUAAAACGUGUUAGUCUGCUUUCGCUUAACGCAUUAUCUGUCCAAAAGCUUUACUGACCCGAUGUUCGCGUUUGUGAAAAAACGUCAAAAGAGUACCAUGAUAUUUGAGAAAGAAAAGAAUUGCUGAGGAAUUAAUCAGGUUCCUCUUCCCCCAAAUAAUGAGAGUUUAUACGGAGGUGAACUUCAAGUGCCCAAGCCGUCAAGGACAAAUGAGUAUCAAAUAUAUUUCCUUGCAUGUUUACCCCAGUAGCAUGGCAUGGGCAUGAUUGCAUGGACUGACCCCUUUUACCGAACUUUUUGGACGCAUCUUCUUUCUUACUCUUCAUCUUUCAAUGCUGUGGCACUCUUUAUUGCUGACCACCUUGCACUCUUCUCUCAUGCCACGACGCUUACCUCUGAUCUUACUAUUUUUGGGGACUUUUUGAGAUUAUAAAAUAUUUUGAACGAUUUUUUGUUCCUCUCGCCUUUAUCCAUUUUUAUUGAAAAAAAAAACACUUUUUUGAAGGCUUUAUCUUCCAACACUAUUAAAAAGUCAGACAGCCCUCCAAAUAAUUUUUCCUGUUCUAAUGUUCUAACUUCCACAAUGUGACAUAAGGCUAAGGUGAGUUGGAGCGCUGGAAAAUAUUACAACCCUAACAAAGACGCGUGGCCAGUAUUCUGCAAGAGAUAUCGAAUAAACGAUGUUUGAGUGUAAGAGAGAAGCCUCCUUAUUUCUCUCUCUUGCACCACUCCGGUGGUUCCGGUGCGCGACUGUGAUCAGUUAGUUUAUGUCGUUAAUGCGCAAAUAAGCACUAAACCGCUUCCGCCUCACGGUACACCCGUGUCGUCCUGCGAUCGAUAGUCAUUUAUAGUUACACAGCAAAGAAUGCCCUACCAUCGCGAGUAACACGUCAAAACUAACUUUAAAUUCGUUGAUAGACCUUCAGAGGGCCCACAUAUUUUAUAAACUAAUUACUACCGUGAUUUUUGACAGCUUUUACGUGUUCCUCUAGAUGGAGAGCGUGUUGUACAGAUAGUUAUGUCCACUGUAUAUAAAUCCAAUGUUUUCCCAGUUAAGUCUACUUGUAAAGUGCUGGUGUCUUCGCAUCGAUACUUGUGUCUCCUACGGAGGAAACCUCUCACUAGAAGGCCUAAAGUACGAUAACGAGAUAUUGUACCGCUUGUAGACUCUACUGUGAUGUAGGUGUCACUUCAUGGAUUGCAUGACAAUGUUUUCACUUUCUGUUCAAACUUUAAUGGUUGGCGCCACUUAACAUUUAAGACGCUUUCUAAUUGAACGCUCGGCUGGUUUGUCCACCUAUUUACCGAAAGUCGCACUAAACUACUAACAUGCUGCACAAGUAAAGUCGAACUAAAACUCGGACAAAUCGAGAUUAUUGCAGAAGACACUUAGUAUUCAUAUCUAUCCUGUGCGCUUUCAAUUUAAACUCUCACAUCUUCUAUGAAAAGCU